Molecule: messenger RNA, 1608 nt
Organism: Sphenostylis stenocarpa
Lineage: Eukaryota; Viridiplantae; Streptophyta; Magnoliopsida; Fabales; Fabaceae
Source: the annotation of a GenBank genome assembly
AUGGGAAAAGAGAAACUAAGCUUCAAAGAAGUCCACCAUUCUCAUAACCCCAAAACAACUCUCUGGUGGUUCUUUUUUGUAGCUACCUGCAUAAAAGUUCUCCUUUUCCCCUCCUACCGUAGUACAGAUUUUGAGGUGCAUCGCAACUGGCUGGCUUUGACCCACUCCCUCCCUCUUUCCCAGUGGUACUUUGAUGAGACAAGCCCAUGGACUCUUGAUUAUCCACCAUUCUUUGCCUAUUUUGAACGCUUUCUAUCUGUUUUUGCUCACCUAAUUGAUCCCCAAAUGGUGCACCUUCAAGAUGGCCUGAAUUAUAGCUCAAACAAGGUGGUUUAUUUCCAAAGAGUUACUGCAAUACUUUCUGAUCUGUCUCUUCUUUAUGGGGUUUACAGACUUACACGGAAUCUGAAUUCAAGAAAGCAGAAGUUGAUCUGGUCAUUGAUUGUUUGGUCACCGAUGCUUUUUGUAGUGGACCAUGUGCAUUUUCAGUACAAUGGAUUUCUCAUUGGGAUUUUGUUGAUCUCACUUUCAUAUUUGGAGGAAGGAAGGGAUUUGUUAGGAGGAUUUGUUUUUGCAGUUCUGUUGUGCUUUAAACAUUUAUUUGCAGUAGCAGCACCCGUUUAUUUUGUUUAUUUGUUGAGACACUAUUGUUGGGGUGGUAUUCUAAGAGGCUUCAGUCGAAUAUUGAUUAUGGGAGGAGUGGUUAUAGCAGUAUUUGCAUCUGCUUUUGGACCAUUUUUCCACCUUGGGCAGUUACAACAAGUUAUUCGACGAUUGUUUCCAUUUGGCAGAGGGCUUUGCCAUGCUUACUGGGCCCCAAAUUUUUGGGUAUUCUAUAUCAUGUCAGACAAAGGACUUGCUCUCGUAUUAAGAAAACUUGGAUUUAAUAUCCAGGUACCAGUGGCUUCAUUCACAGCUGGUCUAGUAGGGGAUUCCUCACCAUUUUCUGUACUGCCUCAGAUCACACCAUUUGUGACCUUUUUAACGGUUCUUCUUGCCUUAUCCCCUUGCCUUCUCAAGGCUUGGAAGAAUCCACAGCCACAGAUGAUAAGUAGAUGGGUAGCCUACGCUUAUACCUGUGGUUUUCUUUUCGGGUGGCAUGUGCAUGAGAAGGCAUCUCUCCAUUUUGUAAUACCACUUGCCUUUGUCGCAGCACAAACUCUGGAGGAUGCAAGGCAUUACUUUUUGUUGUCAAUAGUGUCUUGCUAUUCAAUUUUUCCGCUACUAUUUGAGGCACAAGAGUAUCCGAUCAAAGUUUUGUUGCUGCUUCUACACUCCAUUUUGAUGUGGUCAGGCUUUUCAGCACAAUUUUGUGAUGAGGAUGAAACAGCUUCAAGGCCAAGUACUAAUUCAAAGAAAAAGGCUGAUGAAGUUGGAUCUGAAUGUAAUCCGGGUGCAACUGUGAAGAAAGGUUUUGUUAUUGGUUGGAGUGAGAGGAUUUAUCUGAUAGGUCUUGUAGUUGUAGAGAUAUGGGGUCAAAUUUUACACCCUCUACUUUUGGGUGAUAAGUUUGCAUUUGCACCCCUAAUGUUGAUCUCUAUAUACUGUGCUUUUGGGAUCACAUACUCUUGGAUCUGGCAGUUGAUAUCCAUAGUUAGAUCUCUUUGA